Messenger RNA from Eriocheir sinensis (Chinese mitten crab), 883 nucleotides. RefSeq names its product dynein intermediate chain 2, ciliary-like. Gene Ontology annotation, cellular component: outer dynein arm. The record is from RefSeq and is a predicted model, not a curated record. Bases 63 to 842 code for a protein of 259 amino acids. Gene Ontology annotation, molecular function: dynein light chain binding; dynein heavy chain binding. Gene Ontology annotation, biological process: cilium movement; outer dynein arm assembly. Lineage: Eukaryota; Metazoa; Arthropoda; Malacostraca; Decapoda; Varunidae. The transcript has 4 exons.
ACUUCUAUUAUUACACCUCCUCCUCCUUCUCCUCCCCUUCUUCUCCCCCCCAGGUCGCAUGGAUGCACACUCGCCCGGGUCAGCCCCUGUGCUUCCUCUCCGUGGGGCGCGACGGGCGGGUCACGAAGUGGGUGGUGCGCUCCGCGACCCUCGAGCCCAGAGACCUGCUUCAGUCCGGCGACCCUGAGGCCUCGGAGCACCUCUUCACGAACCCCAACAACGACCGCGCGAAGCUACAGGGAACCGUAACUUGCUUAGCCCUGAAAGCCAACGAGCCCAACUUCCUCCUAAUGGGGGUGGACUCCGGGGCCGUGGUGGAGAUGACCCUCACGGCCUCCACCCACGACCUCUUCUUCUACCCCGCCCACUCCGCGCCCGUCCGCCUGCUGGCCUGGAACGGGCAUCACGAGGAGGUGUUCGCUUCCACCUCGAUGGACUGGAUGCUGAAGGUGUGGGCGAGGAGGCAUAGGUGCCCCCUCGUAGCCCUGGACCUGGGGGCGCCUGUGGCCGGGCUCACCUGGAGUCACCUGGGGGCGAGCCUGGUGGUGGGAGUGACGGAAGACGGCAAGGUGCACGUCUAUGACCUCUACUUGCGCAGGUGUCGCCCGUUAUGCGUCCAGAACAUCAUGCAGCGACGGAAGAGUGUCCUGACCUGCACCGCCUUCAGCCCCUUCCAUCCCGUGUUGGUGGUGGGCGGGGAGAGGGGGUAUCUACUCACCCUCAAGCUCUCCCCCAACCUCCGGCGACCCCCGAAGGAGGCCAAGGGGGCGGAUGAGGUUCAGAGGAAGGAGAUCGAGGUGGCGAGGUUGGGAAGGCUUAUCUCCACUGCCACGCCCCCCUGAGAGAGAGAGAGAGAGAGAGAGAGAGAGAGAGAGAGAGAGAG